UUCUUAUUAAAUUCAUUAACAAUUUUAGGUCCGACGUCCGAACGAAUAAAACAGUAAACACACUGUUCCUACACAUGCAUGCUUCAAAAAUUAUAAAACACAGUAACAUGGCGAACAUUAUUGACAUCGACGCAGUCUUAAAACUAGCAAUCGAACAACUCAAAGCAAUUGACAGUAUCAUAAUUUCAGACGAAUAUUAUACGACCGAUGUCACCGAAGAAGUCAUGGAAGAUUUGUUGUCAAAAAUGUGCUAUGACGAUUUGUUGCACAGCGGAGACGCGCCGUCAUCGGGAGAGCCUGCGCAGCCGGUCGAGUGUACCCUUGAACAAGGAAUGGCUGCCGACAUUUCCGAUGACGGUCCAAAAGACGACGUACUGGAUGUGGUUGUUGGAAAGGACAUAGUACCGGUCAAGAGUGCGGAAGUGAGGAACAUGUUAGGGGACCUGGUCGGCUGGCUAGAUCCGGAUGUAACUGCACCGCAACUCGGUCCACGCCAAUGGAUAUUCUCCGCAGUUUGGAAAAGCGUCAGACGGGUUUUGCCGUGUGCGUGUUGCAUCCGACGCGAUUUGCAUCAGCGGGCACAACCUUCACCCCUUGACCGAAAACACCGGAUAGGAUGACGGCGACAUAAUAGGACCGGGGGCAUAUGAAAAAGAGCACGGAUACGGUGCGUAGCGGUAAGUCAACCGCGCACGUUUUCCGACCACUCGUGGUGCGACAAGUUUGCAGACGUCGAAUGUUCGGUGGCCGAUAUGAUGGACCCUCUGCAGGCGACUAGGUGAGAGCCCUACUGCUUUGGUCUAUAGCUGAGCGAUGGAUGACAACGAUAAAGUGGUUAGUUGUACCGGCGCAGGCAACGGAUUCCGCCUUGACCGCAGUACUGACGACAAAGUGGCAAUUCGUUACGGCGGCUGUAGAGACUUUGACGCGAGGUGAGCGAUAUAGUAUAAAAGCUAGGAACGUGGAUGUCAGUGCCACCGGACCCGCAGGUUUCCAGGUCCGACGGCGAGGGACUCCGUGGCAGCCACCGAACGCAGACGUGGUCGACUGGACGCAGUCUAUAAUCUACGGAGAGUAUAUAUCUGUACCGUGGCGCGUUGUGACUAAAGUCGGCAAAUCACUCUAUUUUUCGUCCCACAACGAUUCCGUCAGCCGAAUCCCAGCUUCCGGUCACCGCCGAUUCCGCAGUAUUAUAUCUUAUUCGAUCGUCCAGUGCGUUUUAGUCUCUCCGCCAUCCGUAGCCAAUCGUCUCAUCUGCUGCAACGUCGACGCGCAUGACAUCGCGCACUAGCUGAUCGCCGUCAAUUGUCGAUUCGCAGCCGAAGCUGUCGUGUCUCGUGCCCUCGCCCGCCGUGUCAUGGUAAGAUAAGGUUAGUCAUGGUCUUCGUAUCACGCCCCCGAACAUUCACGCCAGCGAUAUUCGUCCGCCUGCGAGAUACCGGUCGUGAGAAUUUUGCAAAGCUCAAAAUGAAACUUUACCUGGACGAAAUGUGUCGAGUGAACUUCCCAGGUGACACUAUUAAUGGAUUACUCUGCAUACGAGAAUGUUUUGAUUUCAGUCUUGAACCCAGGAUUAGGGUCAGUGGAUUUACGCGUAUAUGGAAACGGGGUCUCACAAAUAAUGUAGUAACCAAUGGUGAAACUGAUGAAUACUUGUUGUUUUUCAACGGAAUGGCAGAGUUAAAUAAGGAAGACAGUACACAUAUAACUAAUAUGUCACUAAUUGAUGAAAUAGAAGGUUAUUCCAAAAUAUUUAAGUUCAACAUUAUUUUGCCGAAUAAUUUACCAUCAUCACAUGAAGUUCCAUUUGGUCAUACAAGGUAUAAAAUUGAAGCACAUUAUAAUGGUUUAACCACUUUUGAUUAUUUUAAUGUUAACCAAUGGGUUGGUUUGGACAAACGUAAUGACACUAUUGAUAAACGUGCAAUAUUUUCUGUGCCAUUGUAUGCAUUUUGUCAAUCAAUUGAAAUGAUAUUAAAUUUGAACCAGUCUUAUUAUUUACCAGGUGAAACUGUUUAUGUAAUAGCUAUGAUACAAAACAAUUCUAGAACAGAUAUACUUUUCUCAAAAAUAGUCAUUGUUCAGACUACAAAGUACUGGAAGACUCGUCAGCUAUUACCAAUAAAACAUGUCAGAAUAAUUGCAGAAGGGAUAAGAGGAUAUAUAUCUAGUGGAAAUAAACAAAUAUGGGACAGUCAUCCUUUAAAUUUACCUGCAAUUAUUCCCACUACAAAUAUAUCCAACAAUCCAUUUAACUACUUUGAAGUCAAGUAUAAAAUUAAGAUGCUCAUUACAUUGAAAAACUCAAAUAAGAAAAAAGUGUUAAAACAACAUUUAUUUAUUGGUAAUUGGGAUAAAAGUAUCGCAACUGAUGGUAAACAAUUUAUAGACAUACUGCAAAAUAAUGACACAGUUUAUAAUGUGAACUCCAAUGCUUUACACAAAACGUUUAAGUACUUUCACCCAGUGGCGUAAUUAGACACUUUUUCUUGGGUAGGCUCAAUAUUUUGAUGUAAGGAUUAUCAAUGAAUAUUUUUAUUAAAUAAAAAAGUAACAGAAUAUUGUAUAUUAUACAUUUACUAGCUGAAUUACCUGGCGUUGCCCGGAAAAAACUCCUUUUAGGUGUAAAACGCUAUGGAAGCGUUGUCGAAAAGAAGAAUGUCUAGCAACAAUAUAAAUAUAUAAUAAUAUAAUAUUUCAUUAUAAAUGUAAAUAAUAGCACGUAGGUUGUACAGUUAAAAUUAGUUUUAUAAUAAUUAAUAGCUGGUAUAACUGCCAAAUGAACAACAGCAGGAAACCGUUUAUGCAUCAGAUAUGAAUAAAUUCUCCAAAAAUCCUCAUUAGUGCUGAUGUAGCGUCCUAUUUGAUAUUGAGCAAUUUCAUCGUGACUAUUGUCAGCAGCUUCUCUGGAAACAGCCAUAUCACUGCCUUUG
This is a messenger RNA of Aphis gossypii (cotton aphid), 2933 nucleotides long. RefSeq lists its product as uncharacterized. Gene Ontology annotation, biological process: protein transport. Bases 1378 to 2475 code for a protein of 365 amino acids. Lineage: Eukaryota; Metazoa; Arthropoda; Insecta; Hemiptera; Aphididae. Gene Ontology annotation, cellular component: cytoplasm. The record is from RefSeq and is a predicted model, not a curated record. The transcript is spliced from 8 exons.